Molecule: messenger RNA, 2051 nt
Organism: Varanus komodoensis (Komodo dragon)
Lineage: Eukaryota; Metazoa; Chordata; Lepidosauria; Squamata; Varanidae
Gene: NFE2L3
Product: NFE2 like bZIP transcription factor 3
Exons: 3
Coding region: 221-1405 (394 amino acids)
Biological process (GO): regulation of transcription by RNA polymerase II
Cellular component (GO): nucleus
Molecular function (GO): DNA-binding transcription factor activity, RNA polymerase II-specific; RNA polymerase II cis-regulatory region sequence-specific DNA binding
Source: RefSeq, a predicted model, not a curated record
CGGGCCCCCCGCCUGUGGCUGCGGCUGCGGCGGCGACGGGCAGUGCAGGCGGCGAGGGAGCCAGGACCUCGAGGCGGGAGUCGCUGCCAGCCCUGCUUGCGGAGGAAGGAACGAAUUGCCCAGCCGAGAGAACCAAAGAAGCACUACUGAACAUUCUUCCCCGCUGGAAAGUUACUUUCCUCUGCUAACAUCACUGACUGAAAAUGCACUGGUAGAACACAUGAUGGGAAAUACUGUGCCUGUCAGCAACACUGGAAGUCUGAACUUGUCAAACUUUCAAAACACUGCAGAUCUGAGCCAGGCUAUUAGCCAUGAUGUGAGCCUUCACGAUGCUGCAGUCAUGGGAUCAGAUCACACUGGUGCAAAAAACACAAAGACUUUGGAGAGAUUGGAAACUCUGGCAUUUAAUUCUAGCCUGGCUGACUCAGACACAUCAUUAAUCAAUGGCACCAACUUCUUGGAUAUGUUUGCAUCUGAUAAUUGUUGUAGGAACCUAACAAACCAGGAUUUUUUCUUGGGCCUGGAUGGAAAUGGAUUGGAUGAAAUAAAUCUCACAUCAUUAGCUAUGGAGGAAAACUUUGAUCCUGCAAAAAUCUCUUCUCUUUUCAAUGAGCCAGAUUCUGAUUCUGGCCUUUUAGAUCUAGAUUGCAGCAAUUCAUCACUUUUUACCUGUGACAGUGACACUGAAUCUUCCACCUCUGAUGAUUUAGAAGCUGUUGGAGGUUGUUGCCUAGAAUAUAGCUGCAUGGAUUAUCAAGACAAUUAUGGAUUUACCACAGAAUUGCAUAUAGACGUGUUUCAUGAUCAUACAUACAGCCAGAUUACCCAUCAAUUAGCAUCCUCUGUGUCACAACAUUACCUUUCCUGGCUGAAGAAAUCUACUAAAGUCUCAAGUAGAAAAGCCCAUGGCAUAGAGAGAAGCCAAAUCAGUGAUGAGUACCGUGCAAAAGCCCUGAAAAUUCCAUUCUCUGUAAGUGAUAUUGUGACUUUGCCUGUUGGUCCCUUCAAUAGCUUGUUGGCAAAUUACUACUUGACAGAUAAUCAGCUAGCACUCAUUCGUGACAUAAGGCGGAGAGGAAAAAACAAAGUUGCUGCUCAGAACUGCCGUAAACGUAAACUAGAUGCAAUUAUGAAUCUGAAAGAUGAUGUGUGUCACCUUCAAGCACAAAAGGAAAGGCUUAAGAAGGAAAAGGCCCAGUGCAACCAAUCUAUUAACAAUAUAAAACAAAAACUGAAUGACCUUUGUUGGGACAUUUUCAGUGGAUUAAAAGAUGACCAGGGAAGACAUGUUAACCCAAACCAAUGCACUAUGCAUUGCUCUAGCAAUGGCACUGUUUUGAUUAUACCAGGAAGAGGAAUCAAAUUGGAACAUAAACAAGAUACAAAAACUAGACUAAUGACCUAGGUGUAAGAAUUGCUUUAGAAAAUUCUAGUAAUGCCAAUGGGUGCUUUUUAAAGAGAUGUGGUGCUUUAAGUCAAGCUUCUAAAUAAGGAGAAAAUCAACAAAGAAAAUCAACUGUAAAGAUCAACAAAGCCACCUACAGUACAAAAGUAUUUAAGAACUUGUUUACUAUUUGUGAUAGGAUAGGUCCAAAAAAACCACUGGCAGUUUCACUAAUUUCUCUGAAUCUGUAGUUUUUAUCUCCACAGAAUUCUCUUAUAGAAAUACAUAUACAGGGUCUAUGAAUACUAUUCUGAAAAAAUUAUAAUUGGCUAAUAAAUGAGUUUACUUGUCCUGUAUGAACUAUGAAUUAAACCAUAUGGCUUCGCAUAAUUUAUUCAGCUGAUCAGUCAUGGCAACACACAAGUUCCACUAACCCUUUAAGACCUGACCCCAGUUAUAAGAACUAUCCAUGUUUUACUGUAUUAUCCAUCCCCUUUUGAAAGUAAAGGAAUUGCUCCCUUUAGUGUAUACUUAAAAAAGGUUCAUUGCCUCUUCUGGUCAAACAAGUUUUUGUAAUUUAUUUAGGAAACUUCUAUGCUGCCCCAUUCGCUGAAGCCUCGGGGCGGCUCACAGACAUAAACUUCAUUAAAAUAAUAUAAAUUAACAG